GGGAUGAGAAUCGGUGCUGCGUAGAAUGAAAAAGAGAACCCGUUGGGGUUUCGUGGACUUUAAAGAGGGUGCGAAGGGAUAAAGAGAGCUGAUGAGUGAUGAAAGCAUAAGUAGCCGACUCGCUCUCUUGAAUUCUCACCUGUCUCCAAUGGCUUCCGAGAAGGAGGCUGCUCUUGCAGCCGUUCCCUCUGAUUCUCCUACCAUAUUUGACAAGAUCAUUAAUAAGGAAAUUCCAUCCAAGGUUGUGUAUGAGGAUGAUAAGGUCCUCGCUUUUAGGGACAUAUCUCCCCAGGCUCCCACACACAUACUAAUCAUUCCUAAAGUGAAGGAUGGGUUGACUGGACUAUCCAAGGCUGAGGAGCGGCACUUUGAGAUUCUUGGGCGCCUUCUUUACACUGCCAAGCUUGUUGCCAAGCAGGAAGGCCUGGAUGACGGCUUCAGGGUUGUGAUUAAUGAUGGGCCAAAUGGAUGUCAAUCGGUUUAUCACCUUCACAUCCACCUCAUUGGGGGACGACAAAUGAACUGGCCCCCUGGCUAAGAUUGGGCCGACAAGGUGUCAAUGGCAGUGAUAUUGUGCAUUGUCUGCCUCAUUGGUAACUAUCAAUAAGCAAGAAACUUGAACUUGAUACUGGGGACAGUUUUCCUUUAAUAGGCACGCACGUUAUAUGUGAUGCCCUGUUUGAUGCCUUUGGUCCGUACUUGUCUCCUUAUGUAGAUUUAAAGAAGGCGGCUAAUCAAAAAUAUUGAGUUUUGAUUGAAAUAAGUAUGCGAAAUGCAUUACACUUA
This is a messenger RNA of Carya illinoinensis, 786 nucleotides long. Its product is annotated as 14 kDa zinc-binding protein. The record is from RefSeq and is a predicted model, not a curated record. NCBI's taxonomy places the organism in Eukaryota, Viridiplantae, Streptophyta, Magnoliopsida, Fagales, Juglandaceae. The transcript is spliced from 5 exons. Bases 92 to 538 code for a protein of 148 amino acids. Gene Ontology annotation, biological process: purine ribonucleotide metabolic process; sulfur compound metabolic process. Gene Ontology annotation, molecular function: adenylylsulfatase activity. Gene Ontology annotation, cellular component: cytoplasm.